This is a messenger RNA of Solanum pennellii, 630 nucleotides long. Its product is annotated as receptor-like protein 9DC3. The record is from RefSeq and is a predicted model, not a curated record. Lineage: Eukaryota; Viridiplantae; Streptophyta; Magnoliopsida; Solanales; Solanaceae. The coding region runs from base 1 to 630 and encodes 209 amino acids. Gene Ontology annotation, molecular function: protein binding. The transcript has a single exon.
AUGGAUCUAGAAAGAAUCAGCACAAUUGAUACAGCCAUAGAUCUCUCAUGCAACCAUUUUGAAGGUGAAAUUCCAAAAUCACUAAAGGAUCUCAGCUCACUUAGGCUACUCAAUUUAUCCCAUAACAGUCUCAAAGGUUCUCUUCCAAUGGAAUUGGGGAAAUUGAAUACACUUGAAGCGUUAGAUCUCUCUUGGAAUCGGCUCACUGGAAAGAUUCCACAGGAAUUGACAGCAAUGAACUUUCUGGAGUUCUUAAACCUCUCUCAAAAUCAUUUCGUUGGACGCAUUCCUCAAGGUUCACAAUUCAGCACAUUUGAAAAUGACUCAUAUGGUGGCAACCUUGAUUUAUGUGGUCCUCCUUUAUCAAAGCAAUGUGGAACAAGUGAUUCAUCGCAUGUUCCUCAACCACUGGAGAAAGAAGAAGAAGAAGAAAAUGAGUCGUAUUUUUUUAGUGGAUUUACGAGGGAAUCAGUAGUCAUAGGCUACAAUUUUGGACUCGUUGUUGGAACUAUCAUGUGGAGUCUCAUGUUUAAAUAUCGUAAGCCAAAAUGGUUUGUGGAAUUUUUUGAUGCACUCAUGCCUCCCAAAAGAAGAAGGUCAAAGAAGAGAGCUCAGAGACGACGAACUUAA